AUGCCGCUGAUUAUGGAUUUUCAGAUCAAAAACGAAGGAUUCGACUGGGCAGUUAUCAAGAAGUCUCGCGAUGCGUAUAUUGCCCGUCUGAAUGAUAUUUAUGCUGUUAAUCUUGAGAAUUCCGAUGUCGCCCAUAUUGAAGGAACAGCUCGCUUUACCACAUCCAACACCCUGCAAGUAAAUGACGACGAAUUUGAAGCAGCCCACAUUCUGAUAGCAACCGGCAGCCGACCUGUUAUUCCAAACGUCGCUGGCUCAGAAUAUGGCAUAUCCAGCGACGGAUUUUUCGAGAUGGAGGAACUUCCUGCAAAGGUUGCAAUAACAGGUGCUGGCUACAUUGCCACCGAGUUUGCCGGUAUGCUGCAUGGACUUGGAAGCCAGGUGACUAUGAUUCUGCGAAAAGAUCAGCUAUUGCGCGGAUUCGAUUCUUCCAUUACCUCAGUAGUCAUGUCCGAAAUGCAGCGAACUGGAGUGGAAUUCGUACUGAAUACCUCGGUUACCGAAUUAAAAAGAAAGAAUUCAAAGCUCUCAGUCAAGUUGGACAAUAGCACUUCACUAAAUGAAAUCGACCAAUUCAUAUUUGCAAUCGGGCGCGUACCGAAUUCUCAAUCGCUUAAUCUCGAAAGUGCAGGCGUGGAACUCAAUUCUCGAGGCUACAUUGAAGCAGACAAAUUUCAGAAUACAUCUUGUAAAGGCGUUUAUGCAGUUGGAGAUGUAACCGGCCGCGUCGCAUUGACGCCUGUUGCCAUUGCCGCAGGUCGUAAACUUUCAGAUCGGUUGUUCGGUGGCCAAAGCGACGCAUAUCUGGACUACGAGAACAUCCCUUCAGUCAUUUUCAGCCAUCCACCCAUUGGCACAGUAGGGUUGAGUGAAGACGCAGCAAGGGCUAAGUUUGGAGACGAUGUAAAGGUCUAUUCAAGCCAGUUUCAGAAUAUGUACUAUCAGGUUACGAACCGAGGUUCGCCUACUCUAAUGAAGCUUGUUACCACGGGUGAGAAUGAAAAGAUCGUUGGCUGUCAUAUCGUCGGAGAUUUUGCUGACGAAAUGAUUCAGGGAUUUUCAGUCGCAGUAAAGAUGGCAGCAUGCAAACGCGAUUUCGAUAAUACAGUUGCAAUUCAUCCAACUGUAGCAGAAGAAUUUGUGACCAUGCGGUAA
This is a messenger RNA of Geodia barretti, 1155 nucleotides long. Lineage: Eukaryota; Metazoa; Porifera; Demospongiae; Tetractinellida; Geodiidae. The record is from the annotation of a GenBank genome assembly.